AUGGCCUCCUCUCUGCUCCUGUGCCUGCUCUUAUGCAGCUACUAUGCCAUUGCUCAUGGAGGCAAUGAGCACGACUUUGUUGUGGUGCCAACAAGCUCUUUUGCGUCCGAACCAGCCUGCUCAGCUGCAUCAUCACGAGCGACUUCUGCUCCGAACCGUGCGUCCGUGCCACUGGCACACCGGCACGGUGCGUGCGCGCCCUCGGGGGCCACGGACAAGCCAUCCUUAGCCGAGAGGCUCCACCGAGACCGUGGUCGCAGGAACUACAUCGUAAGCAAGGCCUCAGGGCGCACGACCUUGUUAUCCGAGGGCGGCGUGAGCAUCCCGACGUCCCGGGGGGACGCCGUGGACUCUCUGGAGUACGUCGUCACGCUGGGCAUCGGCACGCCGGCCGUCGAGCAGACUGUGCUCAUGGACACCGGCAGCGAUCUGUCGUGGGUGCAGUGCAAGCCGUGCAACUCCAGCGAGUGCUACCCCCAGAAGGAUCCCUUGUUUGAUCCGAGCUCGUCCUCCACGUACACUCCUAUCCCGUGUGACACCGACGCGUGCAGAGACCUGGGAUCCGACACCUACAACCAUGGCUGCACGAACGGCACCGGUCCCUCCCUGUGCCAGUACGGAAUCAGGUACGGCGGCGGGUCGACCACGGUAGGGCUGUACAGCACGGAGACGCUAACGCUCAAGCCCGGGGUUUCCAUCAAGAACUUUAGCUUCGGCUGCGGCUUUGACCAGCAUGGCCCGUACGACAAGUUCGACGGCCUCCUUGGACUCGGCGGGGCACCCGAGUCGCUCGUGUCACAGACGACCACGCUGUAUGGUGGCGCCUUCUCGUACUGCCUCCCACCGGGAAACAGCACCGCGGGGUUCCUCGCCCUCGGCGCGCCGAGCAACCACACGGCGGGCUUCGUGUUCACUCCGCUGCACCGCUUCCCGGACGUGGCGACGUUUUACAUGGUGACUCUUGCCGGCAUCAGCGUCGGUGGGAAGCAGCUCGACAUACCGCCGACGGUGUUCUCAAAGGGCAUGAUCAUAGACUCCGGCACGGUCGUCACGGGGCUCCCGGCGACGGCCUACUCGGCGCUGCGGUCAGCUUUCCGAAGCGCCAUGUCCGCGUACCCGCUCUUGCCACGGAACGACGGCCUCGACACAUGCUACAACUUGACCGGCUUAAGCAACGUGACGGUGCCGAAGGUUGCCCUGACGUUCUCCGGUGGCGCGACGAUCGACCUCGACGUACCGUCCGGGGUUCUGCUGGAAGGCUGCCUCGCUUUUGUCGGAGGGAGCUCGGAUAGCCAGGUCGGAAUCAUUGGCAAUGUGAAUCAGCGCACGUUCGAGGUGCUGUACGAUUCCGGCAAGGGGAAGGUCGGGUUCAGGCCAGGUGCUUGCUGA
This is a messenger RNA of Phragmites australis (common reed), 1389 nucleotides long. RefSeq names its product aspartyl protease family protein At5g10770-like. Bases 1 to 1389 code for a protein of 462 amino acids. The record is from RefSeq and is a predicted model, not a curated record. The transcript is spliced from 2 exons. Gene Ontology annotation, biological process: proteolysis. Gene Ontology annotation, molecular function: aspartic-type endopeptidase activity. NCBI's taxonomy places the organism in Eukaryota, Viridiplantae, Streptophyta, Magnoliopsida, Poales, Poaceae.